UCGCGAUACUUAUGCGCUGGGCAGAGUCGUAUUAAGUCGAACACAUCCCUCAGCCAGGACAGCUACAGUAACGUCAAAGGUUUGUUGAAGCACGUGAAAGCAUAAAAGUCGUGCAACGCAAAAGUUUAAACCGAAAUGGCAGCCCCAGAUGCUUUCAAAGUUAGCUCUCUGAAGGACAAAGUGACUCUGAUCACAGGUGCAAGUUCAGGAAUCGGAGCUGGCACAGCGGUACUGUUCGCUAAACUCGGUGCCCGGCUCGCCCUCAAUGGACGGGACGUCGAAAAUCUCACCAAAGUUGCGAAAGAAUGCGAAGACCGUGGGGCAGUAAAACCUUUACUAGUACCUGGAGAUUUAACUGAUGAGGAUACAGUGAGGAGGACAGUUGAUGAGACCAUUGCGCAUUUUGGAAAGCUGGAUGUCCUCAUCAACAGCGCAGGGAUCCUUGCUAUGGGCAGCAUAGAGACUGCUGAUGUGGCCCAGUAUGAUAAGGUCAUGGCUGUGAAUGUCAGAUCCGUUUAUCAUUUAACUCAUCUUUGUGUGCCACAUCUUAUCAAAACUAAAGGCUCCAUUGUGAAUGUGUCUAGUGUGAAUGGGCAACGAUCAUUUCCUGGUGUACUUGCUUAUUGUAUGUCCAAAUCAGCCAUUGACCAAUUCACAAGCUGUGUUGCUCUUGAGCUGGCACCGAAGCAAGUACGUGUCAACUCAGUAUGUCCGGGGGUUAUUGUAACAGAUGUUCACAAGCGUGCGGGACUGGAUGAAGAGCAAUAUGCUCAGUUCCUUGAGAAGUGCAAACUGACCCACGCUCUUGGUAGACCGGGUGAAGUAGAGGAAGUUGCUCAUGCUAUUGCAUUCUUGGCAUCUGAUGCUGCAACCUUUAUAACAGGUGUCAACCUUCCAGUGGAUGGAGGUCGACAUGCUAUGUGUCCACGGUAAUGCUUUGGCACUGUGGUACAGUCACAUUUGUUCCGUAAAAGUAAAGUAACUGCUUCAAACAUCUUAGAAUGAUGUAUAUCUUAAUGUACACCACAUACUAGGGAUGCCCACAUUUUUGGCAAUCGAAACUGUUUGGCCAAAAACAGUGGAAAAAAACAUGUAUCAGUGUUUGGCCGAAUAAGUGAAAAUAUUGAAUCAAUUCAAUUGAACAAUAAAGCUUUUAAUGAUGCUUUAUAAAUGCAGCAAACAUG
Molecule: messenger RNA, 1184 nt
Organism: Misgurnus anguillicaudatus (oriental weatherfish)
Lineage: Eukaryota; Metazoa; Chordata; Actinopteri; Cypriniformes; Cobitidae
Source: RefSeq, a predicted model, not a curated record